Molecule: messenger RNA, 426 nt
Organism: Oppiella nova
Lineage: Eukaryota; Metazoa; Arthropoda; Arachnida; Sarcoptiformes; Oppiidae
Source: the annotation of a GenBank genome assembly
AUGAGUGUGAAGACUGAACACAAGAACACUAAUACUGUGCGACAAUCGGCCAUCAAUUUGGUUGUAUUACCGGAUCAGUCAAAGCGAGGUUCAGGUGAUCUGUUUUGGGACGACGGAGAGUCCAUCGAUACCAUUGGGAACGGAGUCUAUAAUUACUAUACCUUUGAAUUGUUGGACAACUGUUCCGUUGUAUUGAAUGUUAAACAUAAUAACUAUACAAAUGUACCGAUUGUUGAAGAGAUUAGAGUUUAUGACACAACUGGUGGACAAAUCACAGCUACUAUUGAUGGCAAGAGUACCGGUGCUGUUGUCGAUAAGGAUGGUUCGGCUCGUAUUCACACUAAUUUAGACCUGAAGACUAAAAAGGCUGGCGAGCAAUGGGUUAUUAGUUGGACAGACACUUCAAAGAAAUGCAAUUUAAACUAA